AUGGAGUACACGUCAUCCCCGAAACCGCAGCUGUCAUCCCGGGCAAAUGCUUUUUCCAUAGCGGCCCUGAUGUCCAGCGGGAAGCCGAGCAAGGACAAGGAGACGGAGGAGAGCACCAUCAAGCCGCUGGAGCAGUUCGUGGAGAAGUCCUCGUGCAACCAGGCUCUGGCGGACCUGUCCUCCCUGGACGCGCACGGCGGCGACUUCAGCGGGAGCGCGCCCUCGGUGUGCACGGAGCCCCUCAUCCCCACCAACCCCGGCGUCCCCAGCGAGGAGAUGGCCAAGAUCUCGUGCACCCUGGAGACCAAGGAGCUGUGGGACAAAUUCCACGAGCUGGGAACCGAGAUGAUCAUCACCAAGUCCGGAAGGAGGAUGUUCCCCACCAUCCGGGUCUCUUUCUCCGGGGUGGACCAGGACUCGAAGUACAUCGUGUUGAUGGACAUUGUCCCGGUGGACAACAAGCGGUACCGGUACGCCUACCACCGCUCCUCCUGGCUGGUGGCCGGCAAGGCCGACCCUCCUCUGCCCGCCAGGCUGUACGUGCACCCGGACUCCCCGUUCACCGGAGAGCAGCUGAUGAAGCAGAUGGUUUCCUUCGAGAAGGUGAAGCUGACGAACAACGAGCUGGACCAACACGGACACAUCAUCCUGAACUCGAUGCACAAGUACCAGCCCCGAGUCCACAUCAUCAAGAAGAAGGAGCACACGGCCUCGCUGCUCAACCUCAAGUCCGAGGAGUUCCGCACCUUCGUCUUCGUGGAAACCGUCUUCACCGCUGUCACAGCCUAUCAGAACCAGCUGAUAACCAAACUGAAGAUUGACAGCAACCCGUUCGCCAAAGGUUUCCGGGACUCGUCGCGGCUGACGGACAUGGAGAGGUACAGGGGAUUCUGGGUCCUGCACUGUUUGGAAAGUGUUGAGAACCUGAUCCACAAGCACUCGUACGCCCGGUCGCCGAUCAGGACCUACACCGGGGACGAGGACAACCUGGGUGAGGACAUCCACUCCGCACACGCCAGAGGUUCAGCGUUCUCCGCCUCAGACAACCUGUCUCUCAGCUCCUGGGUCACCACCACGUCGGGCUUCUCUGGCUUCCAGCACCCACAGUCCCUGUCGGCCAUGAGCGCUGGCGCCGGCUCCCUGCCCCACCCCAUCCAGGGCUCCCUCCCCCCCUACAGCCGGCUGGGCAUGCCGCUGACGCCCAGUGCGCUGGCCGGCACCAUGCAGGGCAGCGGGCCGUCCUUCCCCUCCUUCCACAUGCCCCGCUACCACCACUACUUCCAGCAGGGGCCCUACGCCGCCAUCCAGGGACUGCGCCACUCCUCCACGGUCAUGACGCCCUUCGUAUGA
Messenger RNA from Pleuronectes platessa (European plaice), 1350 nucleotides. It is a transcript of the gene tbx20, whose product is annotated as T-box transcription factor 20. The record is from RefSeq and is a predicted model, not a curated record. Gene Ontology annotation, cellular component: nucleus. Gene Ontology annotation, biological process: positive regulation of DNA-templated transcription; regulation of transcription by RNA polymerase II; vasculogenesis. The coding region runs from base 1 to 1350 and encodes 449 amino acids. Gene Ontology annotation, molecular function: RNA polymerase II cis-regulatory region sequence-specific DNA binding; DNA-binding transcription factor activity, RNA polymerase II-specific. The transcript has 8 exons. Lineage: Eukaryota; Metazoa; Chordata; Actinopteri; Pleuronectiformes; Pleuronectidae.